CAACGUUCCGUCCCCCCUCUCUCCUCUCUCUAGAAAUUUCGUUCUUGGCACGGAGCUGCAAUACCCUACGUCUCUCUCUCUCUCUCUCUCUCUCUCUCUUCAUUCUCUGCUUCUAGAGUUCGAUUCUUCAAUUCAUUCACAAUUUCACAACGAAUUUACUCAAUUUAUAUGUGUUUUUGAAAGCAAAAAUCAAUUUCGAGUAGGUGAUCAGUUUGAAUUUGUUCUUCACAGUCGAGAUCUACUUGGAUCACAAAUUUCUGAUUCGUACUUGAAUUUUUCCAGCUCUGCAGAAUUUAUUUGGUUUUGUGAGAGCUGGCACCAUCACUGGAACGAAUUUCAGAAAUUGAAAAUCUAAGGCUUGAAGGGAAAUUGAAAGUUAGUUGGGUCUUGUAUUGUGGGAAGCAAACAGUUUGGUGUUUUAGUUUAGUUUAAUUCACUUUUGUGAUCAAUCGAGUUGGAUAAGAUGGGACUUGGCUUAGUUUCUUUAUUGGCGAAGAUGGAAAUGGUAUCUACGUCUGAUUACACUUCGGUGGUCUCUAUAAACUUAUUUGUGGCACUUCUUUGUACGUGUAUUGUGCUCGGGCAUCUGUUGGAAGAGAAUCGUUGGAUGAACGAGUCCAUCACAGCCCUCAUAAUUGGUCUGUGCACUGGAGUUGUUAUUCUACUAACUAGUGGAGGAACAAAUUCACAUCUUUUAGUUUUCAGUGAAGAUCUUUUCUUUAUAUAUCUUCUUCCACCUAUCAUUUUCAAUGCAGGGUUCCAGGUAAAGAAGAAACAAUUUUUCCGCAACUUCAUGACUAUCAUGAUGUUUGGUGCAAUUGGUACUCUGAUAUCCUUUGCCAUCAUCUCAUUCGGUGCUAUGAAUUUGUUUAAGAAAAUGAAUAUUGGUUCCCUUGAUAUAGGAGAUUAUCUUGCAAUUGGAGCAAUCUUUUCUGCAACAGAUUCUGUUUGUACCUUGCAGGUUCUUAAUCAAGAUGAGACACCUCUACUGUACAGUCUUGUUUUUGGGGAAGGGGUUGUAAAUGAUGCCACAUCAAUUGUUCUUUUCAAUGCAAUUCAGAGCUUUGACCUAACUAAUAUCAACUCUAGCACAUUGUUGCAGUUAGUCGGCAAUUUCCUAUAUCUAUUUUUCACAAGUACCUUGUUGGGAGUUGCAGCUGGAUUGCUUAGUGCAUUCAUAAUCAGAAAGCUUUAUUUUGGCAGGCACUCUACUGAUCGUGAGGUUGCUCUUAUGAUGCUCAUGGCUUACCUUUCGUAUAUGUUGUCUGAAUUAUUCUUUUUAAGUGCGAUUCUCACUGUCUUCUUUUGUGGGAUUGUGAUGUCCCACUACACCUGGCAUAAUGUCACAGAGAGUUCAAGAGUCACUACCAAGCAUGCUUUUGCAACACUGUCAUUUAUGUGUGAGAUAUUUAUCUUUCUUUAUGUUGGUAUGGAUGCCUUGGAUAUUGAAAAGUGGAGAUUUGUAAGUGACAGCCCUGGAACAUCAAUUGGAGUCAGCUCAAUACUAUUGGGACUGAUUUUAGUUGGAAGAGCAGCCUUUGUUUUCCCAUUAUCAUUUUUAUCCAAUUUGACUCGGAAGUCUUCACAUGAAAAAAUUGAACUAAAGCAGCAAGUUACCAUUUGGUGGGCAGGUCUUAUGAGAGGUGCUGUUUCUAUAGCCCUUGCUUAUAAUCAGUUCACAAAGGGAGGCCAUACCCAAUUGCGUGCAAAUGCAGUCAUGAUCACCAGUACCAUCACAGUUGUUCUUUUCAGCACAAUGGUGUUUGGGUUGAUGACUAAACCUUUGGUGAGACUCCUGUUGCCUUCACCAAAUAACCUAAGCAGAAUGCUGUCCACCGAACCCACAACUCCGAAAUCCUUCAUUGUGCCACUCCUUGCCAACGGGCAAGGCUCAGAAGCCGAUCUUUGUAGCCCAACCGUGCCUCGCCCAAACAGCUUACGGAUGCUUCUGGCCACCCCUUCUCGUUCUGUCCACUACUAUUGGCGUAAAUUUGAUAAUGGUUUCAUGCGGCCCGUUUUUGGCGGGCGGGGUUUUGUACCCGUCCUUCCUGGUUCACCACCUGAACAAAGCGAUCACCAAUUGCAAUAAGGGAAACAAGAAGGGUAGCACAAAACUGAUUUUCAUCAGCAUUUUGUUGGUAGGAUUUGCAAUCGGCUGUUGAUUUGAGGUUUGUUGUUUGCUAAAAUCUACGAGUGUUGCAGUAUGGGGUCUUGAGGGCAUCAUAGAAUUUAUUCAUUAUGGUGGUUUCAAUUCAAUUUUAUCGAGGGUCAGCCAUUGAUUAAAGAGUUCAUUCAUGGCUCUCCCAUGAGGCUGGUUCACUCACUGCAUUUUUCCCCAGAAAAAUCAGAACUUUGCAUAUUUUUGUAUGACUGUUUUGUGUGGUCCAAGUUGUGCAUAUUACUCUCCCUUGUAAUUUUUGCUGGCUUUGCAGAUCAGCUAGGGGCACAGAAGAUUUUCACAGAAUGAGACACAGAUGUGAGACAAAGGUGUAGAAUCCAUCUUUUGUUUCACAUCUAUGUCCCAUUUUGUGAAAAUCUCUUGUGCACUUAGAUUUCAUUUACAGAUUGCAAUUUUGUCACUGUAAACUUGUUUGUUGUAUAUGUAAGUUAUAAAUUUGAUGAUAUUCUCAUUGCAAGUGUUCUUCGAAGUCAAUAAGAUGGUUCUUGGUGCUCCAGGUAUCGACUUUGUUA
Molecule: messenger RNA, 2691 nt
Organism: Camellia sinensis
Lineage: Eukaryota; Viridiplantae; Streptophyta; Magnoliopsida; Ericales; Theaceae
Product: sodium/hydrogen exchanger 2
Biological process (GO): potassium ion transmembrane transport; sodium ion import across plasma membrane; regulation of intracellular pH
Cellular component (GO): plasma membrane
Molecular function (GO): sodium:proton antiporter activity; potassium:proton antiporter activity
Source: RefSeq, a predicted model, not a curated record